Tripterygium wilfordii is the source of this 1576-nucleotide messenger RNA. Its product is annotated as cysteine-tryptophan domain-containing zinc finger protein 3-like. The record is from RefSeq and is a predicted model, not a curated record. The transcript has 3 exons. Bases 1 to 513 code for a protein of 170 amino acids. NCBI's taxonomy places the organism in Eukaryota, Viridiplantae, Streptophyta, Magnoliopsida, Celastrales, Celastraceae.
AUGGUAGAAACAGCAGGGAAAAGCAGCCAGAAACAUGGACACCACCAUACAACAGCAGGAGGCCGAAGGAACGAACUGCGAGGAACCAUGCUCAAACUGAUGAAAAGGCAGAAGAAGCAAUCGGGUCUAGCUAGGGGUGAAUCCCCUUCAUCCUCUGCUUCAGAUCUUGAUAACUUGAAUAAUCAACCAACGACGGUAGAUAAGGCUACACCAUCCAAGGGCGCAGUUCCUCAUGUGGCUGGAACUCAUGUCAGUGUUGCUCGGUCCCGACCAAAUUUUGUACGGAUGCUUGACUUUACACAGGAUGUAAAUUUCGCCAUAGAGGCCUCAAUAAAAUCUGAGAAUGCUUUCAAGGAAGCUAAUUUAACUCUGGAAAUGGCAAAGAAUAGAGUGUGCAUUACUUCUAUCAAGAAGGUUGUUGACUUCAGCUUUCAAGACGUGGAAGGGCUCAUACAUCUCGUUCAACUUGCAAGGGAGGCCAUUAGCCGCUCUUGGUGCUGGAGAGUAAGUUAAUCGAUACUGUCUUUCUGGCUAAUUUUCGAAGGGGUAAGCAUCAGAAGGAAAGUAGCGAAGAUGCCAUUCAGAUCUGUGCUUUGAAGUUUGAAACUGCAAAGAAGUGAUCACCACAUUUCUGUACAUGUGUACAAAGUGAGAUUGAUUUGCCAAUUUUGUACUGUAGUUUUUGAGUAUUCAGCUUGUCCUUGAUGAGAAUAAGGACACAGUAUGCUCACCUUUAAUUAAGUUUCUGGGUUAGGACUUAGGAGAAGUGGAAAAGAAUUCUUGUUCGGUUACAUAAUUUGGAGUUUAUGUGGCAAGCCAGUUUAAUGUAUAUUUUUGGUUCCAUUUGUUGGGAGCUUGAGGUGAACAAAUAUUUUCAGAGAUUGAAAACAUUAGGCAACCAUUUUUAAGGAGGUUGAAUAUUGAUAUAGUAAUUAAUGGUCAGUUUUCCAAAUUUCCUUUUUACUCAUAGAAAUGUCAAACAUGAGCUUUUUCUAACAGGGUUCCCUCUUAGAGGAACAAUUUUAUUUCUGCAGGUAACUAUCAUAUAUUUUCAUUGUCCGGGAGUUUAUUUUUUGGGUCCCCUGCUUUUAAAUACAUCUGACUGGUUGUUGCUUUUGUGUAGGUUGUAUCAUUGUGCUUCAUUCUGGUUCUUCUGGAAUCGUGUUAUAAUAUGCAAUACAUAUAAGAAGGAUUUGAAUUUUCUGCAAUGAUGUCUAAAGAGUAGUUUCCUUCCCAAGGUUUGUUAAGAUUUUUAGUUAUAUUUCAGUAUAUCAUCAUUUCUUUGGUCCUAUUACCUUCUUCCUGUCUUUUCAGUUUACUUUAACAUGGACUGCAGGGGAUAUUUCGUUUUAUUGUUGGCCUUGUUGUUGACAGCAGCGUAGUCAGAAACUUUAUACACUAUGGAUUUUUAUGUGACUUAAAGAAAUAAUCUGUAGCAGCUAUGCGACCGAUUAUUUCUGUUAGAACAUUUUGAGGUAAAGCUAUAUUUUCAUGAACUUUCACAGUUGUGAAUUUUUCGUGUUAGGUAGAGAUCAGGAUGUUUCCAAAUCUCUCUGGGUGAAAACAUUGAAGGUGU